AUGAAUGUGCUGUCAAACCAGGUGAUCAGGGCCCAGGAGCAGUCUCUACCUCUCUGUGGCCCCACGUCUGUCCAGGAUUUAUCCCACUGCCCUCCAGGGUUCAACCUGACCUCCCGCCUAAAUGCUGCACCCAUGCUUGGCCUCCAGAGUGGCCAAAGAUCAACCAAACCUCAGAGGGAGCUGAGCCCAGAGGAGCAGCAGGAGCUCAGGAGGAAGAUCAAUAGCAGGGAGAGGAAGCGGAUGCAGGAUUUAAACAUCGCCAUGGAUGCCCUGAGGGAGGUCAUGGUGCCUUACGCCUCCUCGCCAUCUUCUGCCUCCUCCUCUCAGUCCCACCAGCCCGGAGCUCCUCCAGGCCGCAGGCUUUCCAAGAUCUCCACCCUGGUUCUGGCCAGAAACUACAUCCUCCUCUUGGGUUCAUCUUUGCAGGAGAUGCGGCGGCUGCUAGGGGAGGUAAGCGUUGGGAUGGGGAUGAACACAGGACCGGUCCCCCGGCUGCUGUUUGCUGGAGGUUGGCCCCUCAUCUCUGGCCCCAGCCAGCUCCUCCUCACCCAGGAGUCCCUCCUCACCUCAGCAGCCCCCUCCUCCACUUCCUCCACUUCAUCGUCCUCGGCUGCUAAAUGUACCCUGUUAUCUCCGGGACCCAUGGACGCCUCGCUGGCUCCUAUGCAGUGGAGCUCUACAGGGGCCUCAGGAGGGCCCCUGUGCCCGUGUGGAGUCUGCAGACUGCCUAGAUUUAGCCAUUCAACUCCGGCUCCAAGAUUCCCAAAGUGA
Micropterus dolomieu (smallmouth bass) is the source of this 771-nucleotide messenger RNA. RefSeq names its product oligodendrocyte transcription factor 1 (gene olig1). The record is from RefSeq and is a predicted model, not a curated record. The coding region runs from base 1 to 771 and encodes 256 amino acids. The transcript has a single exon. Gene Ontology annotation, molecular function: protein dimerization activity. NCBI's taxonomy places the organism in Eukaryota, Metazoa, Chordata, Actinopteri, Centrarchiformes, Centrarchidae.